This is a messenger RNA of Darwinula stevensoni, 297 nucleotides long. Lineage: Eukaryota; Metazoa; Arthropoda; Ostracoda; Podocopida; Darwinulidae. The record is from the annotation of a GenBank genome assembly.
AUGGUACCAUGUGACGUGUUGAUUUCUCAAGUGGCAUUCUCAUGCUCAUGGGAUAUUCUUCUUUGCAGAAUUGUUGAGGACUUUUAUGCUAGUGAUGAAGAAGUGCGAGAGACUGCAAGGAGACGUGGGAAGCAUAUUCCCAUCUCACUGAUCAAAACACUGCCAAGUGUGCUUGUGUUUUUGGCUGCAUCCAUCCCUGUAUUCCUCACUGAGUUUGGUAGAAAGAUCUACCUGGACAUUUGGCUGUAUGGAUCAGUCCUUUCCUAUUCCUGGCUUGCAAUCAAAGCUGUCUGCUAA